Molecule: messenger RNA, 1227 nt
Organism: Setaria italica (foxtail millet)
Lineage: Eukaryota; Viridiplantae; Streptophyta; Magnoliopsida; Poales; Poaceae
Exons: 6
Coding region: 1-1227 (408 amino acids)
Source: RefSeq, a predicted model, not a curated record
AUGACUACAAUUUUUUGUAACAUUGUUGUUGAGGAGAUUGCAGCUGGAAAUAGGCCUCUAGGUACACUGAAUGCAAGAGGCUAUAAGAACUUGCGGGAAAAGUUUUUCACUCAAACAGGAAAAAAUUAUACCCAGAAACAACUGAAAAACCGUUGGGAUAACUUGAAAACCUUGUAUGGUUUUUGGAAAUCGCUUUGGAGCGAUUCUGGCCUUGGAAGGCAUCCUGUUUUGGGGAUACCUACAGCAAGUGAUACAUGGUGGGAGACAAAUACAAAGGGACACCUCAGGAGGGAGAAAAAGGCAUUCCGUUAUGCUCCUCCACCAUGUUUGAAACAAUGGGAAAUUAUGUUUGAGAAGAGUCAUGUCUCAGGCCAAUCUGCAUGCAUUCCUGGUGAAGAAGGUGGUGGUGAUAGCGUUCCCAAUGAAGAAGAGAGGGAUGAUGAUCCAAUUCAAGAAAUAGGGAGUGAGCAAUUUACACCCACAUCAUCUACACGCACUGUACUGAAGAGGAAGGUGACAUGUGAUAGCCCUAGGAAAAUUAGUCCAAGGAAGAAAGGGAAGAAUCCUAUGAUGAGUUCUGCAAGUGAUGAAUCAAGUGAUGAUGAAUAUUCGAAGUUGUUGGAAAUUGCAGUUGGUCAGCAGAAAAAGAUGACUCGGUUGAUCAAUGCUGCAAACAUGUUUGACAUUAUUAAACCAAAAGAUCCAGAGUUUUCUAUUGUUCAUCCUAAACUACAAGAACAUCGGUUUUCACCUCAUUUUCAUGGUGCUAUUGGAGCAAUUGAUGGAACUCAUAUCCCUGUAGUUGUUCCUUCUACUGAACAGAUUACACAUUUUGGUCGGUACCGAUGUACCACUCAGAAUGUAUUGGCUGUAUGUGACUUCGAUAUGAGAUUCACUUUUGUUGUUGCUGGAUGGCCUGGUUCAGUGCAUGACACAAGGGUUUUUAAUGAAGCAUUGCAGAAAUAUGCUGACAAAUUUCCUUUUCCGCCAGAAGGAAAAUACUACCUUGUUGACUCGGGUUAUCCUAAUCGGAAGGGUUUUCUUUCACCAUACAAAGGAGAGAAGUAUCAUUUACCAGAGUUUCGACAAGGUCCAGAGCCAAGAGACUUUGUUCCAAGUGUUGCUCAAGCAACAUCAUCUCAGCCACAAGCACAUGGACAUGAAGAGAGCGACAUGAAUGCUUUCCGUGAUAGUAUUGCUGAUGCUUUGAUGGCCAUGAGAGAGUAG